AGGAGAGCAGGGCCAGGUCUGACUCACAGGCAGCUUAUCCCCUUGUCGGCAUCACAAUCCACACCUUCACAAGUUCAGGCGGCCCAGGCCCAGCGGGUGAGCAGCUCCCUGCUCCACUGUCACUUGGACAACAAAAGGAAGAAAGGUCUCAUCCUGAGGAUUAGGUAAGGAUCAGAUAUUGAUCUUUGUGGACCUUCAACCUGUAACAUGCGUGUAUGCAAACAGCUUCCAAACAAGAAAAACUAUUCAACGUGAAGUCCCACAAAAGACGAUGAUAACGUGUGCCAUAGCUUGAAGAAAAGGACUAAUAAUCUUGACGAAGCCAAAACACAGCCCGAAAACAAAACAAAACAAAAACAUGCUGUGCACACCAAGAGCUGUUUAAGAAAGAACAACCUUCGGGAAGAAAUAAGUGCUUCUAAAACUGAACACAGCAAAAGUAUGGAUAUGGGAAAUCAACAUCCAUCCAUCAGUAGGCUUCAGGAAAUCCAAAAGGAAGUGAAAAGUAUAGAACAGCAAGUAAUUGGCUUCAGUGGUCUGUCAGAUGACAAGAAUUACAAGAAACUGGAGAGGAUUUUAACAAAACAGCUUUUUGAAAUAGACUCUGUAGAUACUGAAGGAAAAGGAGACAUUCAGCAAGCGAGGAAGAGGGCAGCACAAGAGACAGAGCGUCUUCUCAAAGAGUUAGAGCAGAAUGCAAACCACCCACACCGGAUCGAGAUACAGAACAUUUUUCAAGAAGCCCAGUCCCUGGUGAAAGAGAAGAUUGUGCCCUUUUACAGUGGGGGCAACUGUGUAACCGAUGAAUUUGAAGAAGGCAUCCAAGACAUCAUUCUGAGGCUGACACACGUCAAGACCGGGGGGAAGAUCUCCCUGCGCAAAGCAAGGUAUCACACUUUAACCAAAAUCUGUGCGGUGCAAGAGAUUAUCGAAGACUGCACGAAAAGGCAGCCUUCCCUGCCGCUCUCCGAGGACGCGCAUCCUUCGGUUGCCAAAAUUAACUCUGUGAUGUGUGAGGUGAACAAGGCCAGGGGCACUCUGAUUGCCCUGCUGAUGGGAGUGAACAAUAAUGAGACCUGCAGGCACUUAUCUUGUGUGCUCUCGGGGCUGAUCGCGGAUCUGGACGCUCUGGAUGUGUGCGGGCGGACGGAGAUCCGAAACUACCGCCGGGAGGUAGUGGAAGACAUCAACCAGUUACUGAAAUAUUUGGAUUUAGAAGAGGAAGCAGAUAGCACCUACGCAUUUGACCUGGGACAGAAUCAUUCCAUCUUAAAGAUAGAAAAGGUCCUCAAGAGAAUGAGAGAAAUAAAAAACGAGUUCCUUCGAGCACAGAAUCCUCCUGAAUUGUACCUGAGCUCCAAAACAGAAUUGCAGGGGCUGAUCGGACAGCUGGACGAGGUAAGUCUGGAGAAGAACCCUUGCAUCCGGGAGGCUCGGAGAAGAGCGGUGAUCGAGGUGCAGACCCUCAUCACUUACAUCGACUUGAAGGAGGCCCUGGAGAAGAGGAGGUCCUUCGCUUCCGAGGAGCACCCGUCCCAUAAAGCGGUCUGGGACAUCCUGGGAAACUUGUCCGAGAUCCAGGGAGAGGUUCUUUCAUUUGAUGGGAACCGAACGGACAAGAACUACAUCCGGCUGGAAGAGCUGCUCACCAAGCAGCUGCUCGCCCUGGACGCCGUGGACCCUCAAGGGGAAGAGCAGUGCAAAGCCGCCAGGAAGCAGGCGGUGAAGCUCGCCCAGAACAUCCUCAGCUAUCUCGACCUGAAAUCCGACGAAUGGGAGUACUAACGAACCACAGGCCUCACGGUGGCGAGUUCUGCUCUGCACUUUAUGUAUCCUUCUGUGUGUUUAGAGAGAGCUUUCGGUUCGUGGAGCCGAAACGGAGUUUAUACGUGCAUAUUUCAAUCUCGCUAUUUAUGAUUUAAGCAAAUUCUAUUCGGUAUCUCUGCUGCUUUUGAUGUUGCAAAACGAAUAUGAUUACAGCACAUUAACUUUUCCAUUUGGAUCAUUAUUUGUAUGUUGUGGUGUGGUUUUUGGCGUUUUUUUUUUCAUCAGAAAGUGGAAUUGGGCAGCUCUUGUGAUCUCUAAGUGGGUUGUGCAGGCAUUAAAAUGCAGACAUUUCAGGAUCUACAUGUAGGCAUAACCUCAUACGAUACUAGAACAAUUAUGAGAAGGGGGAAGAUUUUUGGUUAAGUGGAAGUAACGUCCAAACACAAAAGCAAUACAGUGAUGUGUUUUAUUAUGCUGAGUAGAGCAGAAGGCUUUUUUUUCCCCCUUAAUUUCUAAGGCCUGAUUGGUCCAACCCAAGUUAAUAGGGUGGGGGUUUUUCUGUUUGUUUUCAGAUUUUCUGUUUUUCUCAUAAGCGUUUUUUGUUUGAAAAAUGGUGUCUGUAUUUUCCCCCAUACUCUGCACUUAGAGGGGAAAAUCUUAUUUUUGUGUGCAACGUAAGACAAUCAUGAAAGCUAGUAGCAAAGAAACCUUUGAGACUGCAUCGAAGAAGGGAUCAAACAUCAAAUUGCCUUCAAGUUGCCCUUGUUUGCACAACCUGAAUCUAUAAUUUUCCGUAGUAAUUAGUAAGGAUGGGAACAUUUAGGUAAGGUUAAGAGACCUUUAGAAAAAAAAAAGAGAAAAGGAAACACCCUUACGUGUAGCAGGGUGAUGAAAACCGGAGAUUAGUUACCAAUGUCAGGCUGCUAACACUAAGCCAGCACGUCUGAACGUGGUGCGGCAUGGGCUGCCUCUGUCGUUCGAGACCGUGUGAUGGACAGACUCCCUGGACCCACCUGCUGCUAUCAUACAGCGUCUGAGAGCAGAACCCGCCGGGAGCUGCGUGGGACCAGAUGUUUCCAGCUUGUCUGAGGAAGUUCGCUACUCGCAGCAUCCCACACCCUCGCACUCUGGGACGAAGCCGCAAAACAGCUCUGAGCACCUGCCGCGCUCCUCAGCUCGUGUCACUGGUCCCCGGGUGUUUCUCUAGUGCCCUCGAGAGCCAGUCAGGUCUGUCCACGCGGGACGUGUCUUUCCUCCUGCUGAAGGCAUGCGUCUUUCUGUCAAUGCUUUCUGAGGAUUCAGUUUCAUGGCUGCCAGUCUAUGGGAACAAAAGAACUUCCCAAAGUUCUGAAGUGCCUCCAUGACAUGUCGGUCCCAGUAUUACAACAGACAGACUACUCUUUUCUGUUCCCACUUUUCACAGAAGAAUCCUGUCAGAGCACAUCUUUUGGACCCUAUAGUCUGUAAUUUUCUCUCAGAGAUACUAAUUUGGUAACUGUAAGCAGCUAAAAGUAGGAGAUAAGGGAAUAGCCCUAAAUACCUAAAAAUGAUAAAAGUGUGGCCCUAACAGAUUUUCACUUUGUCCCAUAAUGAAAAGCCCUUGAUGUGUCUUUCCUGCUACAAGUGUUCUAGAUGCAGUGGGCGGUGGGGUCAGAGGCACUGGCACAUGUGCACAGGGCUUUCGCGUGUUGGGACCUUGAGCCCCUCCCUCCCUGUGCACACCCCGCCCCCGGCCCCUGCGGGUUCCCAGUGCAGGUCGCUGGCAGCUCAUUUUGGCCAAAGUCCUUUUAGGCCUGCUGUUCUGCACGCUAAUUUUAGGGCCCUUUUAAGUCUCGGAGCUUUUAAAUUCGGUGCCGUCUCAGUCACCCCGCUGGGAGAUCAGGGCUGACUCCGCCGCCUUGGGCGUAUCCUGCGCAAGGCUCUACUUCAAUUUCAACGUCAGAUUUGGAAGUCUGGCGUCAGCAUUUCCUUCACAGGCAUCCAUUGUUCUUUGAAAAGGGACCUUCCGGUGCUGUUCAUUGCAAACAAGGUUCGCCGUAGCUCUGGCGGCGCUGGCCCGUGUCGCUAAGCCCGGAGCGCUGGUCCGAGGGCACCGGUGUCUUGCGUGGGGCCAUGCGGAUUUCCCGCGUGGGUUAUUUUGGUCGCGGAGGUGAUCGGGUCAGCCUCGAGUGGGCGUUCGGGCGCGACGUUUCCUGUCUCCCAGCCUGUUCAAGUUCCUUACGCCUGAUUAUUCUCCCUGAAGGAACCCUGGUGACGCUUCCUGUCGCCCGCAGGGCGGCGUCUGCUAGUGGGGCCUGCCGCAUGUAACCAUAAACUGGGCUCGUUACAUUGUAUUGUAUUUUCGUGACCUUACGUGAGGAGAACCUGUCCUGGAAGUAAAUCCUAGCCCCCAAAACGUUUGGCCUUGGGUCUGCGUUACACGGUAUAGUCCAUGUUCAAGCAAAAACUGGCCGGGAGUGUUUGCUUUCUUUACCUCCGGUGCAGACAGCUUUGCCUUCAGGGCGGUCCUUACCCAAAUUAGAUUAAAGUCAACCGACCUAUAAUGAAGUAGUUGUGAAAAUAAAGGUAGUGAGUCUCCGCAGUACAGUGGGAUGCUUUAUUUUGCUACCACGACCGACGCCUUGGCCUUGGCGUGUGGUGUAUCUGUUACAAGGUAUCGUGUGUGAGACGGGGAGGGGGGGGGCAUCGCUUUUUCUCAUGUUUUACUUUGCCAGUUUUUAUCUGGUUUUUGAAAGUCUAAGCUUAUCCUAUACACACAGGUUAUUUUUGAGCAAAGCUUUUCAGCUUUUAACGUGUCUAGUAUUUUUCUAAGAAUAACCGAAGAACUAUUUGCCAUUGGUUUUGAUGUACAAUACAGAUGUGUUACCCCAGCGUGUUGGUUCCUGUCCCCUCUCUAUUCGUUGUAUGACUAUUGUAACCGUAUGUCUGAAAUAAUGCAGUAUUUUGAGAUAUUAGUGUGCCCUUAAUUAUUAAUGAAAUAAAAAUCUCCUAGCUUAUCUUUGCAGUGGAGAAAGGAUGCGA
Lynx canadensis (Canada lynx) is the source of this 4788-nucleotide messenger RNA. RefSeq names its product BAG cochaperone 5 (gene BAG5). The record is from RefSeq and is a predicted model, not a curated record. Gene Ontology annotation, molecular function: adenyl-nucleotide exchange factor activity; protein-folding chaperone binding. Gene Ontology annotation, biological process: protein stabilization; negative regulation of protein ubiquitination; regulation of inclusion body assembly. Lineage: Eukaryota; Metazoa; Chordata; Mammalia; Carnivora; Felidae. Gene Ontology annotation, cellular component: nucleus; membrane; cytoplasm. The coding region runs from base 442 to 1785 and encodes 447 amino acids. The transcript is spliced from 3 exons.